Messenger RNA from Crotalus tigris (Tiger rattlesnake), 9117 nucleotides. RefSeq names its product MIER1 transcriptional regulator (gene MIER1). Gene Ontology annotation, biological process: negative regulation of transcription by RNA polymerase II. Bases 311 to 1942 code for a protein of 543 amino acids. Gene Ontology annotation, cellular component: nucleoplasm. NCBI's taxonomy places the organism in Eukaryota, Metazoa, Chordata, Lepidosauria, Squamata, Viperidae. The transcript has 14 exons. The record is from RefSeq and is a predicted model, not a curated record. Gene Ontology annotation, molecular function: transcription corepressor activity; histone deacetylase binding.
CGCUCGCGCUGGCAGAGAAAGAGAAGGCAGGCAAAAGCAAGCCAGCGAGCGAGCGGGCGGGGGAGCGGAGAGGCGGUGUCGCGGGCGCGCCCACCUCCUUUGCGCGGUGACGUUGGGCCUCUUCCUCCCCCUGGUGGCUUCCCGCUCCCUCCUCCCUGCAUCCACUGCUGCCGCGUCCCAGAGCCUGUGAGCCGCCGUCGCCGCCGCCGCCGCCGCUCCCGCAGCCUUCCCGUGCCAUUUCCUCCUCUCCGCCGCGGCGGCGAUGUGAUUCCCUUCUCCAGGCUCGGCCCGCCCCAGCUGAGCGGCGAACAUGGCGGAGCCAUCAGUUGAAUCAGCAAGCCCAGGAGGGUCUGCAACAUCAGAUGACCAUGAAUUUGACCCAACAGCAGACAUGCUGGUACAUGAUUUUGAUGACGAACGAACACUAGAAGAGGAAGAAAUGAUGGAAGGAGAAACAAACUUCAGUUCUGAAAUAGAAGAUCUUACAAGGGAAGGUGAUAUGCCAAUUCAUGAGCUUCUUAGCCUUUAUGGUUAUGAUGGUUCUGUACCACUACCAGAAGAGGAAGAAGAGGAGGAGGAGGAGGAGGAGGGUGAGGGUGAAGAUAAUGAUAACAACAGUGGGUGCAGUGGAGAAAAUAAAGAGGAGACUAUAAAGGAUUCAUCAGGUCAAGAGGAUGAGACACAGUCCUCAAAUGGUGAUCCAGUUUCAUCUGUUGUACCAGAAAUAAUUCGCCCACGUCGUUGUAAAUACUUUGAUACAAUGAAGGUACUUAUCAAGGAUAAAUUGUCUGGGAGUGGGAGAAUGAUCUUUUCUAAAGUCUUGUCUCUUGAUAUCAUUGGAUCUACUGAGGAACAUACUAGAAGGCAUUUUCUCUGUAAAGAUAAUGCUGACAGUGAAAUAGAAGAAGAAUCUGAAGAAGACGAAGACUAUAUUCCUUCAGAAGACUGGAAAAAAGAAAUCAUGGUGGGCUCCAUGUACCAAGCUGAAAUUCCAGUUGGUAUAGCUAAAUAUAAAGAGAAUGAGAAAGUGUAUGAAAAUGAUGAUCAAUUGCUAUGGAAUCCAGAUUACUUGACUGAAGAUAAAGUGAUUGAAUUCCUUAAUGAAGCCUCCAGAAGGACAGGCGAUGAGAGAGGAAUUGAUGCAAUUCCUGAAGGAUCCCAUAUUAAAGAUAAUGAACAGGCUUUGUAUGAAUUAGUGAAAUGUAGUUUUGAUACAGAUGAAGCAUUAAGAAGAUUGAGAUUUAAUGUAAAAGCAGCCCGAGAGGAGCUGUCUGUCUGGACAGAAGAAGAGUGUAGAAAUUUUGAACAAGGUUUGAAAGCUUAUGGAAAGGAUUUUCACUUAAUCCAAGCAAACAAGGUACGAACAAGAUCUGUUGGAGAGUGUGUAGCAUUUUACUACAUGUGGAAAAAAUCAGAACGAUAUGACUUUUUUGCUCAGCAGACAAGAUUUGGUAAAAAGAAGUACAAUCUCCAUCCUGGUGUAACGGACUACAUGGAUCGUCUUUUAGAUGAAAGUGAAAGUGCGGCAUCCAGCAGAGCUCCUAGCCCUCCUCCUACAACUUCCAAUAGUAGCACCAGUCAUUCAGAAAGAGAGGAUAGCACAACCAGCAAUAGUAAUCAAAAUGGUGUAUCUACUAAUGGGCCAAGUGAGUUAUCAAAUAAAGAUGACAUGAAAAUUGAAGGACUGCACAUAAAUGGACCAACUGGCAAAAAACCGCAACUUGUAGAUUUUGAUACAAAUGGUUACGAACCCGAAAACCUUUCCAAUCAUUCUAAACUUCCUCAUUCAAAUACAAGGCAUGAUCUUGAAGAUACAAAUGAAAGGCCUGUGAAAAGGAGAAGAAUCAACAGCAGUGACAAAGAGUGCACAGCUUCCUCUGAAAUUUUCCAAGAAACAGUGGCCCAUGGGAAUUUUGAAGACCAGGACACUGUGGGUGACUGAACACAUUUCAUUCAAAUAAUUGCAUGGGAUGUCUGCAUUUUCAGGGUUAAUAGGUUCUCUUUACAGAUUCAAAUCCCAUAAAAUAAUUUAUGGAGAUUUUGAAAUAUAUUUUAAUUGCUUCCUAAUCCUAGCUAAGGUUACAGUAUUUUCCUUUUUAAAAUCCUGAAAUGCAGAUAUAGCAGGAGGGAGAACUUUCUGUCAGAGAGCCGGUUGCUAUAGAAUUGAUUUGAGAGUUGUGGGUUUUUUAGGCAAAUUUCUUUAGAUGACUUCAGGGCACUAACCUGUUAUGUAAAUUAUACUUUGAAAAAUAGCUUAAAAUUCCCAAGCAGAAUUGAUAAAAUGGAAGUGAAGAAAGAAGCAAUACUGAAUAGUUUAAGGAAUGCCGGUAAAUCCUGAAAGUUGCAUGAGGAUUCAUUGGUGUGUGUAUAUGUAUAUGUGUGUCAACGUGUGGGCAUAUGUAUAUAUGUAUACAUAUGUGUGUGUGUUUAUCUGUGUAGAUACAUACACACAUAUAUAUAUAUAUACACAUAUAUGAAUGAAUUAUAUUUUAAAAAUAAACCAAGAGGUUUGUAUGUAAAAUUACUGACAUCAGUGAUGUCUUUCCAUAUUCUUAUCUGGAAAUAAGAAAUACUUUCUGUAUUUUUCCAGAUUUUGUAGCCUUUGAAAGAUUUUUGCAAUACUAAAAAGUGUGUAAUUUUCAUAACUUGUACAGUAUGGUAAAUUUUGAUCUUCUGAGAGUUGAUCUGAGGAUUUGUCAGCUUCACUUUAUUUUGCUAAAGCUUUUUUAUUAAUAAAAGUCAUGUUUCAGAAAGCAGUAGAAAUUUUAAAUAUUUAAAUUGCUUACCCAAAUUAAGAAUAUCAGAAUUUUCAAACUUUUAUCUUGGGACAAAUGGUGACUUUUUAGAUUAGCAUGAUGCUAUGAUUGCACAAGUGUUCUUGCUUUUAUAAUUGUUUUUCAGAUUUCUUUUUAUGAGAUAGAGUCUAAAAACAUCAGCUAAAGGCUUUCAUGUUGCUAACUCUUGUUAGUCAAGGUCAUCCAUUACCUUAUUUAUCAGUUUAUAUGUACAUUUUGGUGAGCACAGUAGAAUUAGGAAUUGAAAAUUAAAUCUGGCUACCUUGAUGAGGAACAAAUGCUUAGCCUGCAUGCUGUGGGUCCUUAUGCUGCGUCCAACAAAUCCAUGGAUUAACUGCUUCUGAGGAAGUAGUAAAGUGUGGGUAGUAGUUAUUAUGGCGUGUAUGCGUACUAAUAUGCAUGGAUUUGAGGUACUGUAAGGGUUGUUAACCUUCUUUACAUUUGAAACAAAUCCUUGUCAGUCUGGGAAUAGUUUCAGUAGUGUCAGUUCCCAUCUAUAAAAGGAUUUGGAUUAUGGCCAUAAUGAAGGUUUACAGAAUCAAUCACUCAAUGACCUAUAAAGUCUUUCAUUUUUUUGUUGCCACUUUGGCUAUAUAAAACAAAGUUAACCAUGUUCUCGUUUUGGGGCUUACUUGAAAUGUUAUAAUUAUAACUUCAAGUUGAUCUGCUCAUUUAAUGAUUUGGCAAAAUAAGAGUUUGAUUUUAAUUAUUUAGUCCACUAGUCUUUUAGAUUGUCCCAACACAAUUUUGUUGCUAGUUCCUGGAAAUAUCUAUUUUUUUUAUUAUUUCUUUUAGCCUUCUGCUUUCUCAUGAAACGUUUUUGAUGAAUUCCAUGCUUUAACAUUAUAGGACUAGUAUUUAUUGUCUGUUGCGUACAAGCAGUAUAACAUGUAUAGAUGAAAUAUUUAAUCUUUUAAAUUUUACUGCUUUGGGGAAAGUGCCAUGGCUGACCAAACCCAGUUUUGUUAAUAUGAAAAUCCAAAGUUUUUGUAGCCUCGUAUCAAAGAUUAUGUUUUAAAAAGUAUAUCAAAGCAAGGCAGUGCAAUGCUUUUAGAAAACCUUAUUGCAACUUUUGAAGGCCUAUUUUCUGUUCCUUGUCUGUAUUUUUGCAGGAUGGAAAUGCUUGCAAGACUGUUCAUAGGAAAGUUUAUAAAUAUAUUGUUCUCAGGCUUGUAAGUAAAAUAUAGCACUGUGUACAUUUUUUUAGAAACUUUACUUUGGUCUUUAAUCUUACCUUUAAUGGUAUGCCUAAGAAAAUCCUGACAUUCCAUACUCAAUAUGUAAUGCUCAGCUGUUUUUAAGUAUUUAAUUGUAAUGUGCAUCUCAUUUAUGCAGGUGUUUAUACAAUAUUUUAUUCAUGUUCUUUAAAAUGCAGCCACUAUAACUUGAUAAAGACAUUGCACUAGUAGUACUAUUUAAAAAAUCUUGUAAUUUAGCAACCAGUUCAAACAGCUUUUAGUGCAGUUUGGAAAAGAUGAAACCACAUUGCUUCCAAAUUGGUCUGAAAAGUCAGUACAGCUUUGUAUAGUGAUUGUAAUGUAUAUUUUAAGCACUAUUGUGUCCUGAUCCAUAAAGUGCAUUGUAUGCAGUCUGAAUCAAACCUUCAACUCAACAGGCCUGACUGUUGGCUUUAUAAAGGGUUUAAAAUGAUAUUUUGAAAGAAAUCAAAAAAAAAUUGCAAAGUAGUUUUUAUAAAUUUUUCACAUAGUAAUUUUGCACUGUUGGUAAUACCUGUGUCUCUUACCUAGCUCCCUGUCUGCAAUUCUGGAAAAGCUUAUUAAAGUAUUUUUUUAAACAUAUUGCUUAUAUAAAUACAAAUAUUGAGUACUUAAGAGUGGAAUUUGUUUCUUUUAAGAGAAUGUGAAAAUGCUGCUUAAUAAUAUGGGAGAGAAUACUUGAAUUGUUCAAUAAUAGUUUUAGCAAACCUUUGCACUUCGAAAUAUAAUUCUGUGCUUCAUGCUAGUUUCAAACUAAACUCCAGAUAUUUAAUGACAAUAGGUUUUUUUAAAAAAAAAAAACAAUUAGGGAUAAACUGAGAUGUAUACAUUCUUGCUGUGAAAUUAGAACUGUAAUAUUUAAGUCUGAAUAUUUUUGUUGAGGGUAUUUACCAAUAAAAUAUAAUCAUUUCUUGACAUACCACAGAACAUAGAGCUCAGUUAAUUGUUGUAAUAAAAAAGAUCGCUAUUAGAAGCAUUGAGAAAUUACUAGCCCAGAUAGAAUUUGUUUCUUAGAUUAUAGCUUAUUUUUAGAUACAUUUAUAUCUUCAGUAAAGAAAAAUGAAAAGUUGUAACAAUGAUUUAAUAAACAAGGAAGAGUUUGGUAAAGCCAGGAUCUUAUAAGGCUGUAUUCAUAUAAGUACAAAUUUAAAAAUUAUAGUGCCUGGAGUUAAUAUGUUAGGAAAUUAUAAAAGAAAAUCAAACAAUUUUUAUUUUAUGAUUAUUUGCAUGGAAAAUCAGUAAAAUGCUAAACUAUGUCUUGGUUCUAUUUUAUAUAAAUUAUAUGUUUAUAUAAAAUAGAAACAGGAAAUUAACAACUUUAAAGAAUGAUCUGUAAUCUUCCCAUUUUGAUGUCCUCCAAUUAUUUUGAACGACACCACCAAAUUGGCUGGACAUGAUGCAAUUAUAGUACAGUACAAUAGGGUUUCAUGCAAGGUUGGAUAUAUUGGCAGAAAACAAAUUAUUUUAGGUACUCAAAAGUACUCUUUAGUUUAUUCUCAAAGGUUGUCACAGGUACCUACAAAUCUAAGCAUUCAGUAAAGAUGGAAUAAUGGAAUAAGAUUAUUGUGAUUAAGAUACUUAAAUAUAUCCUUUUCAGAUAGUCAUAUAAUAUAAAUGAUGAGUCAAAACUAACUACCCUGUGAUGGUUAAUAAUUAAAAACAUUAAUACCAUACAUGUGAAUGAGAGAACCAGUAUAGUAAUUUUGACCAAAGAAACUUCAUCUUGGUUAAGAGAAGAAAUAAUACUCAGAUAUAAGGGGAGGCAGAAAUAAUCUUUAUUCCUUUUUUCAUUUUUGAUUAUAAUUAGAUGAUGCAAUCAAGACUUCUCCAUUGUUCAAUCUUGUUGUCUUGAGAUAAAAUAUAAGUUAGCUAAAUAUUUUUGCUGGUGUGCAAAGAAACAAUAAUAUAGACCUGGAAAAGUUUAAAUCAUUCUAAAGUAUUAAAAUUUCCACAUACAUACAAAAUAGGGACAUUAUUUUUAAAAUAACUAUUAUAUAUCACCCUUGAGUCAAUCCUGAGUUCAUGGAGACAUCUAUAGUUUUCUUGGCAACAGUACAAAACGUUUGGCCUUUUUAAAUGCAUUUAUUCAUCUGUUAAAUGUAUAGCCUCAGUUUUUCUCCAGAAGUUUAAGAUAGUAAAUUUACACUGAGUGAUGUUUUAUUGAAACAACAAACUUAUGAGGUAGGUUGGACUGAAUGAUUGUUUAAUAACACGCUGAAGGUCAGCCUGAACAGAUUUCUUUGGGCCAGCUCAACCACUGCAUCGUAAUUGCUAAUAUGUGAUGAAGAGAUGCUUUUAUUCACAUAUCCUAGCAAUAUUUUCUCAAUAAUAAAAAACAUAUCUACUUUUUUGAGGAGUAGAGAUAACAAAGUCCUUGAAGUGGCAAAUACCAACUUAGUAUGGGGGAUAUAUAUGUAUCGUGAAGACAACUCAAAGCUUUCUCACGUAUUCAUCAUAUUUCAGUGCAUCCAAUUUGCCUCUCUCAGCCCAACUCACCUCACAGGGCUGUUGUUGUGGAGAAAAUAGGAGGAAGAUGUGCUGAAUAUGUUUACCACCUUGAGUUAUUUGUAAAAAAAGAUACUAAAUACAGAUAAUGACUGGUUUCACAAAGGAGGCAACUACUAUUGAAUUUGUUACACCGUUAGGCUUUGGCACCACUUUCUAGUGAACUCUUAAGAUAAUUAACAGUAUAUUUAAAGUAUAGUAUAGCUAUAUCUAUUGUCACUAAAAUAUUGAAGUCUUAUAAAAGCCAGAACAAAAAAAUGUAAAUGGAGACAUUCUUGAUUUAUUUAAGCCAGUACAAAAAUACAUAUAGCACAUAAAAGUUAUACAAUAAAAAUAUUUAUUCCUAAUGCUGGAUUGCUCUAUAUAGGAAAAAUAGUAACAGGAAGUUUUAACAGUGUAGAAAAUAAAACUAUUAAGACUUGCUUACCUAGGCAGUAUAUAUAUUUUCUAAAACUUGGCACUAAAAAUGUGUAUAUUACAAAAAAGCAAAUCAACUGAGAACUAUUUUAUAUGGCAGUAAAUCUAUCCAGUAGAUUAACAUUUUCUCUAACAAGUACCUGAGCGCAACUGCCUCAGUAGAGCAGGUUAACAAAAAUACAAUAAUUUGACUGAAUUAUGAGAAUUUCAGUCUAACAGCAUCCCUUAUUCUACAUAUUUGCAUAAAUUGUCCAUAAGCAUUUUAUGAGAAUUUUGGUGCACAGUUUAAUUAAGGUAACAGUAGACCAAGGCAGCUGUGUGCUAAGUAAUCCAUUUUUUAGCCUGCAUUACCUAAAUGCUACCAUUAUCUACUUAACAAGCCAGCUUAAGUAGACAAGAAAAUUUAUUCUACUGUAAUAGAUCCCUUUAAUCUACUUUCAAAGUCAAGACAAUUCAUUCUUCUAAAUAGCUGGCAGGUGCAAAAUCUAGAGUUAAUAUUUUGAUUAAAAUAUUGGUUCUGAUAACUGAUUUACAGCAAUUGGAGAAACUACACUUCUUUUUAUGUAGAACUGAUUCUUCUGUGAACUCCGGAACCACCUACAAUCAUAGUGUUUAAAUUCAGUGGCAAAGCAAUAAUCAAUGAAGGAAUGAUCUUCCAUGAUUUAGAAUUGAAAACAAAAAAAAAUGUAAAGGCAAAAGAUGAUUUAACACAUCUUAGACAAAGGGAAAAAAAUCUACACACCCAAAUUCCACUAUUUCCUCCUUCUCUCCAAUUGUUGCUGGCUAAGGCAUCAUUUACCCAAAAGAAAAACAUGGAGCCUGUGACAUUUAAAAAGUUGCUCCUUCUUGCUUGAAUCAAUUUACUCUCCUCCUAAAUGGACAAUAUUCUAGUGAUCAAAGGUUUCAAAGCUAUUAGCUACUGCUAAUGGCUGGAAGGGGUUUCUCAUUAUGUGGAGAACAGGGCUUUCAAAUCACAGUAAACCUACUGUAAGACUAUUGUAAGAUUUGCACAUGUAGUUCAUCUCUCAAAACACCAAUAAAUCUGCAACAUUAUGAAAGAGUAUUUCUGAGGCUGCGAAAGAUCAUCAUGUGGCUGUGAACUCCAGGAUUCUCUUUUCUGCUUUAUGUUAGGCUAGACUAUUCCCGAAAAACUAUUAGAGUUACCCACUCUGCAUACUGCAAGUACGCACUCUGAAAUUCUGUUUUUACUUUCAACAGUUUAAGGCUAAAAGAAUGUAUUUUAAAGUGCGCCAAAAAAUCUGUGCGAUCUCAGAGAGCAACUUACUGCUGCAAUAGGAUUUCUUGUUAGAGUUGUUGCAAUGUCCAGCAUAUCAUUCUUUGUCCCUCCUCUAACAAAGUCAUAAAUAUGCAAAACAGUAAUAAUUACAUGCUAAAUAAUGUCUCCAGUACACAUAAUUCAGAUUUUUGGUGCCAGAUCAAAAAUGACUACAUAUUUAUAUUUAACACAGAAUAUAUAAGAUUUACCUGUUUCACAGACUUCAUUUUAGAGUUAAAUUUAACUCAUAAAGCAAUUAAGGGCAUAACUGUAUCUUACAGGCAAGAUCAUGGAGAUAGGGGAAAACAGACAGGACAACUCGAGGCCAACUGAGUGGGGCAGGAUAAAAUUACUUAAUUUUUGUUAGUGUCGUAUGAUAAUUUUGGUGCCCACUCUUCCUCAGGCUUGACAAUCUUGAACCAGGUAGAAAGGAAGAAAUUCACUUACAAUCUCAGCUUCUUGGAUGAAAAGUCUUUUACAUUUUGAUAAUUUUAGGAUUUAACUUUAUUUCCUUUUAAAAUACAGCAAAAUUGGAAUGCUUUAGAACUUUUUUUAAUAAUUAAAGGGUGUGUAAGUUUUAUUAAAAGGCAUAAGCUUUUAUGAAUUGUAGCUCACUUCAUUGGAUGCAUGAAGUGGAUAAACAGAUGAAGCAUUUGAAAAGAAAAUGCAGCAAGUGGAGGAGAAAAGAGUAGUUAUGCACAUGCAGAUUACAUGUGGGUAAUCAAUUAGUAAUCAAUUAGUAAUAGCAAUGUAUUAAAAUCACUUGUGUUUGUUAAACCUUAGAUAGCUGAAGAUUUUUUUAUGUGAGAUGAUCCUGUAGUUUUGUUUUAAAAUUGCAGAUAUGAGCUACAAUUCAUGAAAGCUUGUGCCUUUUAAUAAAGUCUUGUUAGUUAAAAAAAAAAAAAAA